AUCGAAGGCAAUGAACUCGCUGACAAGGCCGCCAAACUCGCCCACCUAGCCAAUAACUCUUUCACGUCCUUGGAUUUUACAUACCAAGACGUUAAGAGAAUCAUUGCUAAAGAUGCACAUGACCAAUGGGAAAAAAAAUGGGCAGAACAGACAACCAAAUUACAUGAAAUCAAAAGAACCACAUACCCUUGGCCGUUUUCUGCAAACAUAUCCAGGAAACACCAGACAGUCAUUACUCGCCUCAGGAUUGGACAUACCCAUAUAACCCACCAACACCUCAUGAAGAGGGGAGAACCCCCUGAUUGUACCGUCUGUGGCUCCCCUCUUACCGUCAAACACCUCCUCACGGAUUGCCGAUGCUACGAAAAAGCAAGGAGAGAUUUGAACCUUCCGGACCAGCUCUCUGAAUUACUCAGCCCCGAGCAGAGCAAUCUCACAACUACCCUGGAAUUUCUCCGCAUCACAGGACUUCUUAACAAAAUCUAAUA
Diuraphis noxia (Russian wheat aphid) is the source of this 488-nucleotide messenger RNA. RefSeq lists its product as uncharacterized. Lineage: Eukaryota; Metazoa; Arthropoda; Insecta; Hemiptera; Aphididae. The record is from RefSeq and is a predicted model, not a curated record.